Candidozyma haemuli is the source of this 1029-nucleotide messenger RNA. RefSeq names its product mRNA splicing protein. The transcript has 2 exons. Bases 1 to 1029 code for a protein of 342 amino acids. Gene Ontology annotation, cellular component: precatalytic spliceosome; catalytic step 2 spliceosome; Prp19 complex. Gene Ontology annotation, biological process: mRNA splicing, via spliceosome. Gene Ontology annotation, molecular function: protein binding. NCBI's taxonomy places the organism in Eukaryota, Fungi, Ascomycota, Pichiomycetes, Serinales, Metschnikowiaceae. The record is from RefSeq and is a predicted model, not a curated record.
AUGUCUGGUGUGCACUACUCGAAGCUCAUAUCGCUAGAUAACCUGUUUUCAGCUUCAGAUGUGCUUCUGGAGGCAGUCUAUUCAAACACAAAGCUCGAGUAUCUUCUUCGUGGAGCACAGGAUAAGGUAGAACCAGUACCUGAGUUGAAAGAGUCUACUGAACUUGUCAAGCUAGAUACGUCAGAUGAAAUCCAACAAAAGAAAGAGUUACCACAGCCUUCGAGCUCACUACGAAAAGUUCUUUUGGGCGCCCACGAUGGCUGGGUUCGGUCUUUGGCUGUGGAUCCUGUGACCAAUGGAUGGUUUGUUUCUGGAGGAGGAGACAGCAAGAUAAAGAUCUGGGAUUUGGUCCUGGGGUCUUUGAAAGCAUCGCUUUCUGGCCAUAUCAUAUCGGUUAGGGCGCUUCAGGUGUCGAAACGGUACCCGUACUUGUUUUCUGGCUCUGAGGAUAAGACAGUUAGGUGCUGGGACUUGGAGAGAACCAAUUCUCCUUCUGGUUGUCAAAUCAGGAAUUAUCAUGGCCAUGUUGGCGGUGUUUACGCUAUGGCAUUGCAUCCAGAACUCGAUUUGUUGUUUACUGGUGGAAGAGAUGCUGCUAUUCGGGUCUGGGAUAUACGAAGCAGAACACAGGUUAUGGUGCUUACAGGCCACAAGGGCGAUGUUCUGAGCAUUGUGUCGCAAAUUGGCGACCCACAAAUAUGUUCGUCGUCUAUGGACGGUACAGUCAGGCUCUGGGACUUGAGAAAGCAGAAAACCCACUUGACGCUAACACAACAUCGUAAGUCUGUUCGUCUGUUGGUUAUGCAUCCUCGUGAAAUGACCAUGGCGUCUUGUGACUCCACAGGCAGCAUACGGGAAUGGCUUCUCCCUGGCGGAGAGCUUCUUUCUGAGUUUGGAGAAACAGGCACAGAAACCAUGUCUCCAGUGAUCAACACGCUCUCCAUUAAUCCAGCUUCUAAUGAACUCUUUGCUGGGUAUGGAGACGGCAGAAUGUCGUUCUACGACUACGAAUCUGGACAGAAAUUAUGA